UUCUUGCCACUUCUGCUCUGAACCAAGUGGGCGUUGCUAACUUGAGGGUUCCAGCAGAGACAAUACCCACCUGGUCUCCUCAGGGAGAGAGCCCUGAGGAGCAGGAUCACCCUCUGACCAGCAGUGGGGACAGCACUAGCAGCACAAGACAAACCCCUCGGCAGAGAGAUCAAAGUGUUCACUGGGAGGGUCCCCAAGGGGCCAAUAGGGAGAGAGCAGGGCUGAGGCUGAGCUGGCUGAAGUGGGCUGGAAGAGGUGAGAAAGAAACUGGCAGAUGCCACAUCGUGGCACAGAGGAGUCAUUUAUGUGUGCACCUCACACCACGUCUGGAAACCCCUAGAGACAACUGCACGAGAUUUGGGGGCAGUCAGGCAGUUCUGCAACAGCUGGUCACAGAGAAAGCCAGCAAAGAGAGGAAAGUCCUGCAGAUGGCUCGCUGUUAGUAGCAUCUUACUUGUAACCCCAAGCUAGUGGGCUAUGGUGUGGUCUGAGGAAGCUCAGGUCAAAACGUCUUAGGUUUUUAUGACUAUGAAUUAAAUGGAAUACUAAAUCCUAGCCUGUUAAUCUGGUAAUGAGAGCAUUUCUUAAAUCAUAGUCAGCCUUAGCUUUUUGCCCCCCCUCCUGUAAAACUUUGUGCAUGACUUCAACUUUACUUUCCUUCUUAAGACAUGCCAAAAUGCUGAGUCACUAAAAAAGAAAUAAAUAAAUAAAUAAAAUUAAAAAAAUAAAAACAAAAAACAGAAAAGAAAGUAAAGGAAGAGUGAUCCUGCCUCUUAGGCUAGCUUGGUAUGACCUAAGCGGCACUUUCCGCCCCCCCCCCCCCAGUUGUGAUUCCUGUGAUGCUAAAGGACGUCACAUUGCACAAUCUUAAUAAGGUUUCCAAUCAGCCCCACCCGCUCUGGCCCCACCCCCACCCUCCAACAGAGAUUUAUCAAAUGUGGGAUUUUCCCAUGAGUCUCAAUAUUAGAGUCUCAAGCCCCAAUAAAUAUAAGACUGGGGAUGUCUGAGGCUCAUUCUGCCCUCGAGCCCACCAGGAACGAAAGAGAGCUCCAUCUGCCCUCCGGGACUCCAGCUAUGACCUUCCUCUCCACAAGCGCCUUCAGUCCACUUGCCUUCUCCCUGGGGCUGCUCCUGGUGGUGGCUACUGCUUUCCCUACCCCGGGACCCCUGGGAGGAGAUGCCACCUCAAAUAGACUACCACUCACCUCUGCAGACAAAAUGGAAGAACUCAUUAAGUACAUCCUCGGCAAAAUCUCUGCACUGAAAAAGGAGAUGUGUGACAACUAUAACAAAUGUGAGGACAGCAAGGAGGCACUGGCAGAAAACAACCUAAAUCUUCCGAAACUGGCAGAAAAAGAUGGAUGCUUCCAAUCUGGGUUCAAUCAGGAGACCUGCCUGACAAGAAUCACUACUGGUCUUCAGGAGUUUCAGAUAUACCUGAAAUUCCUCCAGGACAAGUAUGAGGGUGAUAAGGAAAAUGCCAAGUCUGUGUACACCAGUACUAACGUCCUGCUCCAGAUGCUGAAGCGUAAGGGAAAGAAUCAGGAUGAGGUAACCAUCCCUGUCCCAACCGUAGAAGUUGGCCUGCAGGCUAAGCUGCAGUCACAGGAAGAGUGGCUGAGGCACACAACAAUUCACCUCACCCUGCGAAGGCUGGAGGACUUCCUUCAGUUCAGCCUCAGGGCUGUUCGGAUAAUGUAA
Molecule: messenger RNA, 1701 nt
Organism: Prionailurus viverrinus (fishing cat)
Lineage: Eukaryota; Metazoa; Chordata; Mammalia; Carnivora; Felidae
Gene: IL6
Product: interleukin 6
Exons: 5
Coding region: 1000-1701 (233 amino acids)
Biological process (GO): positive regulation of cell population proliferation; T-helper 17 cell lineage commitment; immune response
Cellular component (GO): extracellular region
Molecular function (GO): growth factor activity; interleukin-6 receptor binding; cytokine activity
Source: RefSeq, a predicted model, not a curated record